Messenger RNA from Thlaspi arvense, 1508 nucleotides. The record is from the annotation of a GenBank genome assembly. Lineage: Eukaryota; Viridiplantae; Streptophyta; Magnoliopsida; Brassicales; Brassicaceae.
UCAUGAUCCUUACCAAACACAAGAGAGAUGUUAACAUGUUUGUGCUUCAAUUAGGAGCAGCCUUAGCCGUAUCUUUCGCCGGAUUUCUAUUUUCCCGAUUCAGAAAGAAAACGAAUAGAAUCGGACCCACUCUGCCUCCUCUUCGACCUAAGUCAUCUGAUCAUGGAUACAGAGUCUGUUCCAAUAAAUCCAUUGAUAACGGAGAUGCGGAAACGCAGAAGACUAAAAAGGAAGAGACUUUAAGUGAUGUUGAUGAAAAAGAUGUGUUUCUUUUACCUGAGUUUGAAGAGGAACUUAAGAACUUAGAUUUGUUGCUCUAUGAUGAAUGUGAAACCCCAAAGUCGGAUAUAUCAGUUCCUUUAGCGUUUCCGAGCGAAGAGGAAGCUGAUCAUGAGAACGAGAUAAAGCGGUUGAGAAACACGGUGAGAGCUCUGCGUGAGAGAGAGAGGUGUCUUGAGGAUAAGUUGUUAGAGUACUACAGCCUCAAGGAGCAGCAAAAGAUUGCAAUGGAGCUUCGAAGUAGGUUGAAGCUUAACCAGAUGGAGACUAAAGUGUUUAACCUCAAGAUCAAGUCUUUGCAAGCUGAGAACGAGAAACUUAAGGCUCAAUGCUCUGAGCAUUCGAAAGUUGCGUUGGAGCUUGAUUUGGCAAAGUCUCAGGUUCAGAACUUGGAACUCGCUGAGAAGCUGGAGUCUGUUCAAAUCAUAGCAACUUCAAAGCUAGAGGAACCAGAGGAGAUGGAGACAUUACGCGAAGAUGGUAACCGAUUGAGGAGUGAAAACGAAGAGCUGAAGAAGGAGAUUGAACAGCUUCAAGGAGAUCGAUGCACUGAUCUUGAGCAGCUUGUUUAUCUCAAAUGGAUCAAUGCUUGCUUAAGAUAUGAGCUAAGAACAUACCAGCCUCCUGCUGGUAAAACUGUAGCUAGGGAUCUUAGUACUACUCUAAGCCCUAAAUCAGAGGAGAAAGCUAAGCAGCUGAUCCUUGAAUACGCACAUAGCGAAGGGCACGAGGAAGAUAACAACACGGAUUAUGAUCGAUGGUCGUCUUCACAGGAGGAAUCAUCAAUGAUCACUGAAUCAAUGUUUCUUGAUGAUUCCUCUGUUGACACUUUGUUUGCGACCAACACUAAAAAGUCAGGGAAGAAGAAGCUUAUGCACAAGCUGAUGAAGAUCUUGCACGGUAAAGAUACUCAAGAGCGGAAGAAGAGAGGUGGUUCAUCGGAACCGAGCAGCUCAAACACAGGUGCUCAUUCGACUCCUAGGCAUCUCCGAUCAACGCUCUCUAUGGACUUCCAAAUGUUGAUGCGUGGGAAAGACGAGGAGGAGGAGUUCAAGAUGUUGCGUCGUAAGAGCGAAGCAGCAGAUUGUUCCAUCUAUGGAGAAGAAGGAGGUGAACACUGUUUGGAAUCAGAUGAAAUGAGGAAGAAAGAGCUCGUUAAAUACGCAGAGGCGCUGAGGAAAUCUCGUUCCGCAAAGAAGCUUCAUAAGAAAUCUGUGUCGUUCUUCUUC